Molecule: messenger RNA, 667 nt
Organism: Oenanthe melanoleuca
Lineage: Eukaryota; Metazoa; Chordata; Aves; Passeriformes; Muscicapidae
Product: V-type proton ATPase subunit S1-like
Exons: 4
Coding region: 14-667 (217 amino acids)
Cellular component (GO): proton-transporting V-type ATPase complex
Source: RefSeq, a predicted model, not a curated record
GUGACCGCGCGCCAUGACGUCACCGCGCUCCGUGCGUGAGGGGGCGUGGCCGCGGCGCUCCAAGAUGGCGGCGGCGCUGGGGGCUCUGAGGGCGCUGAGGGCUCCGGGCGCUCUGAGGGCUCCGGGCGCUCUGAGGGCUCCGGGCGCUCUCUCCGCUCUCUCCGCUCUCUCCGCUCUGCUCGCGCUGCUGCCGCUCCCCGGGGCCGCCGCGGCCGCGCAGGUGCCGCUGCUCGUGUGGAGCACGGAGCGGUCCCUCUGGCCCCCCCAGCUGCCCCCCGGGGGUCGGGUCCUGUCCCAGCAGGAGCUGCAGGAGCUGCUGGAGCCGGGGCUGCGCCGGGGCCCGCGCACGGUGCUGCUGUUCCUGCAGGACCAGCUCUCUCUGGAGGAUUUCACGGCCUUCGGGGGCGUUUUUGGGAACGAGCCCGACGGAGCCUUCCCGAGGCUGCAGAGUGCCCUGAGCUCUGCAGGCUCCUCCCUGACCCUCCCGUCCGUGGCCGGAGCCGCCGCGGCCGCGCUGCCCCUGACCCUGCAGAGGGCCCUGGGCGCCCCUCCCCCCCUGCGGCUGCCCGGGGGGGCCCUGGGGGGGCUGAGGCUGAACCGGACGGAGCCCGAGGGGGGCGGGGAGCCCCUGGUGCUGCUGGUGGGGCUGCCCCACAGCAGGGGGUGA